Molecule: messenger RNA, 1043 nt
Organism: Alligator mississippiensis (American alligator)
Lineage: Eukaryota; Metazoa; Chordata; Crocodylia; Alligatoridae
Product: olfactory receptor 14C36-like
Exons: 2
Coding region: 1-846 (281 amino acids)
Biological process (GO): G protein-coupled receptor signaling pathway
Cellular component (GO): membrane
Molecular function (GO): olfactory receptor activity
Source: RefSeq, a predicted model, not a curated record
AUGACGUUCACGCUGCUAGUCCCUAAAUCCUUUCAGGACCGGUAUCGGAUACUUUCACCUUUCCAACAAGCAGCCUAUGCCAAGAGCUCCAAUAAUGCACAUAGUGUGACCUGGCUUAGAAUGGAUGUAAAAGGAAACUCAGUAGAAACCACCAUCUGUUACCAUACAACUUCCUGGAAAUUGGGACUUCUCUUCCAUGGGAGAUCAGCUGAUUUUUCAUUCCUCACCUUCAUGGCAUAUGACUGGUACGUUGCCAUCUGCAAGCCACUGCAUUACGAGAUAAUAUUGAACAGGAGAGCUUGCAUCCAGAUGGCUGCCAGUGCUUGGGCUGCUGGUGCCAUCAACUCUGCACUGCACACUGGGAACACCUUUAGUCUCCCCUUCUGCCACUCAAAUAUCAUCAACCAGUUCUUCUGUGAAGUGCCCCAGCUGCUCAAGCUCUCCUGCUCUGACACAUACCGCAGGGAGCUGACAGCUCUUGCCUUCAGUGUGUUUUUAUGUUUAGGCUGUUUUAUUUUCAUAAUUGUGUCGUAUGUUCAGAUCUUCACCGCAGUGUGGAGAAUCCCCUCGGAGCAGGGCCGGCAGAAAGCCUUCUCCACCUGCAUUCCUCACCUUACUGUUGUCUCCCUGCUUCUUUCCACUACCAGCAUUGCCUACACGAAGCCCGUCUCUGACUCCCCGUCCCCUCUGGAUCUCCUGGCAGCUGUCCUGUAUUCUGUGGUGCCUCCAUUGAUGAAUCCAGUCAUCUACAGCAUGAGGAACAGGGAGAUCCAAGCUGCCCUGGGCAGGAAACUGCUCCACAGGCUGAUCCGCUCCAAGAACAGUCUGUCCAUCUUUCUUUCAUGACUUUGCUUUACUUAUGUUUUUCUUUUCUAAUUUACACAUGAAAUUAGUUUUUUCAUAGUAUUGUGUGAAUCCUCCAUAUAUAAAAUGAAGUUGCUGGGUUAAUUCUGUAACUCUGUAAUGUCAAAGACCUGGCUUUUAUCAUUAUAUGUUGACACUGUUGAAGUGGGAAAGUAAUGUUUCAUGCAUCAUUUUUACUG